AUGCCGUAUCCCGAGGAAGCAGAGGGGUUCCAGGUUGACAGCCCGGAUACCUGGACUCAAUUCAACAAGCGCUUUUUCCAGUUGAAGCCGUUCGGCGACUAUGACGUCGAUGUCAAGAUCGAAGCGUGUGGAAUCUGCGGUAGCGAUGUACACACCAUCAGCGGUGGAUGGGGAUCCCAAAAAUUCCCCCUCUGUGUCGGACAUGAAAUCGUCGGUCGAGCCGUUCGCGUCGGACCCAAGGUGACAUUGAUCAAAGAAGGCGAGCGUGUUGGCGUCGGCGCCCAGUCAUACUCGUGCGGCGAAUGCAAGCAGUGCAAGAACGAGAAUGAAACAUAUUGCCCUGUGCUCAUGAUUGACACCUACGGGGCUCAGUGGCCCGACACUGGUAUCGUCAGCCAGGGCGGAUACUCGUCACACGUCCGCACUCAUGAGCAUUGGGUGUUCCCUAUCCCCGACGCGUUGGAGUCGAACACCGUCGCGCCAAUGCUCUGUGCUGGGUUGACUGCAUACUCGCCGCUUGUCCGUAAUGGUGCCGGACCUGGUAAGAAGGUGGGAAUUGUUGGGCUCGGUGGAAUUGGUCACUUUGGCAUUAUGUUCGCAAAGGCUCUGGGCGCCGAAACAUGGGCAAUCUCCCGGUCACGGGCAAAGGAGGCGGAUGCCAGGAUGCUUGGGGCGGACGGAUACAUUGCGACGGCUGAAGAAGGUUGGGAGAAGGAGCACCUGUACUCGUUUGAUCUGAUCAUAAACUGCGCCAAUUCGUCCAAGGGCUUCGAUCUGGAGAAAUACUUGUCCAUGAUGGACGUCCAUGGCCGUUGGAUCAGCGUGGGAUUGCCCGAGGAGGAAGGGCAAGUGAUCAAAGCACAGAACCUGAUUGCAAACGGAGUCUUGAUCGGUGCUAGCCACCUUGGUAGUCGCCGUGAGAUGCUGGAGAUGUUGCAGCUCGCGGCUGACAAGGGGCUCAAGGGGGUAGUGGAAGAAAUUCAAAUCAAUAGCGAAGGGCUGAAGGAGGCGAUGGAGCGCAUGAAAAAAGGAGACGUGCGGUACAGGUUUACUCUGACAGGGUAUGACAAAGUGUUCGGCUAA
Aspergillus calidoustus is the source of this 1083-nucleotide messenger RNA. The record is from the annotation of a GenBank genome assembly. NCBI's taxonomy places the organism in Eukaryota, Fungi, Ascomycota, Eurotiomycetes, Eurotiales, Aspergillaceae.